AUGAGGCAAUUGGUUGAAAUAUGGAAUGUGAAACACAACGAGGAAGCAAAGAACACAUUCACAGAUCUUACUGAAAAGUACCAAGAAAAUAUCAAGGAUUAUCGGAUAUUAGCACGCCGUAUGACUCUACGAGCUUCCACUGAAUUCCUACAUACAGUCACAGAUGGUGCUAAGAGGUUCAGAGUGUGCCUUCAAACUAGGACGUGUAGUUGUGGAAGAUUUCAACUGGAUGAGAUACCUUGUACGCAUGCUAUGGCUGUUAUAGUGCAUAGGCACCAACAUGAAGAGGAUUAUACUUCGACGUACUACAACAAUAAGAAUUUUCGGGAUGCAUAUGCAAUUCCAAUUGAGCCUUUCCCAUGCGAAAGUACGUGA
This is a messenger RNA of Lycium barbarum (goji berry), 375 nucleotides long. RefSeq lists its product as uncharacterized. The record is from RefSeq and is a predicted model, not a curated record. Lineage: Eukaryota; Viridiplantae; Streptophyta; Magnoliopsida; Solanales; Solanaceae. The transcript is spliced from 2 exons. Gene Ontology annotation, molecular function: zinc ion binding. Bases 1 to 375 code for a protein of 124 amino acids.